AUGCUUGUUAAAACAUUUGAUGAUAUUAUUUUUACAUUUGAUAAUAAAUAUCUCUCUAAGUCUAAAUUGUUAGAAUCCAUUUGUAAUCACACAAUAUUACUUGAACCAGUUCCUUUACUUAUAAAUCAUGACGGAUUAGAUAUUAUUUAUAAAUUUAUGAAAAUAGAUACAUGCACUUUAUCCACCGAAUACAGUGCUUAUGAUCUUAAAUUUAAACAAUCUGAUUUAGAUUUUUUUAGAUCUUACGAUUGUAAUAAGUUAAUAGAUUUAUCUAAUGCCUGUUCUUAUUUAGAAUAUUAUUAUUGUUUAGAAGUGUGUUGUAAAUUAAUAGCAGGGAAAUUAAGAAAUAAGAAUGUACAAAUAUUAAAGAAACAGUUUGGAGAUGAGGAAGUUUUAAAUAAUAAGGAUUUUGAAUGGUUAUCUUCUGAUGAACAAUAA
This is a messenger RNA of Vairimorpha ceranae, 438 nucleotides long. RefSeq names its product ubiquitin ligase skp1-like protein. The record is from RefSeq and is a predicted model, not a curated record. The transcript has a single exon. The coding region runs from base 1 to 438 and encodes 145 amino acids. NCBI's taxonomy places the organism in Eukaryota, Fungi, Microsporidia, Nosematidae. Gene Ontology annotation, biological process: ubiquitin-dependent protein catabolic process.